AUGGCAUUCAUCUCUCAGGACCAACUGGCCGAACUGCCGACACCAGAUAUGAUCACUCUACUAUUCAAGUGCCACAAGUCCACGACCGCACUGUCGGUUUUGCCAACCAAACCGUUCACCGAGAUCAAAGCUCUCUUGCUCGCAGCCCUUGAAUCACGCAACCUGAAAACAUUACCCAACUCUAGUGCGCCUCUACCAGAUGACCCAGAAGAGUUGGAAUUUGGCGUGUUAGCGGACAAGAAGGACCCCAGCAAAGGCUGGGUACCCAUGGACACCAAGGAGCAAGAGAUCGCUGGUCCUAAGGGUGCCAAAACGAAAAUUGGAGGAAGGCCCUCCGUUCUCAAUCAGAACCCGCUUGGGGCUGGGCUGGGCGACGGGGCCUGGAUAGCUUAUCGACUGAAGGCGAGGCAGAAAGAACCACAAGUGAAAGUUGACGAGAAUGGUACCCCAGACGUCGAGAUAGACGAAGACCCUGGAUUCGACGUUAUCCUUCCAAGCUUUGAAGACGAGGCUGAGUGA
This is a messenger RNA of Cladophialophora bantiana CBS 173.52, 519 nucleotides long. RefSeq lists its product as uncharacterized. Bases 1 to 519 code for a protein of 172 amino acids. Lineage: Eukaryota; Fungi; Ascomycota; Eurotiomycetes; Chaetothyriales; Herpotrichiellaceae. The record is from RefSeq and is a predicted model, not a curated record. The transcript has a single exon.